This is a messenger RNA of Lolium rigidum, 1665 nucleotides long. RefSeq names its product ethylene-responsive transcription factor CRF2-like. Gene Ontology annotation, biological process: regulation of DNA-templated transcription. The record is from RefSeq and is a predicted model, not a curated record. Bases 378 to 1298 code for a protein of 306 amino acids. NCBI's taxonomy places the organism in Eukaryota, Viridiplantae, Streptophyta, Magnoliopsida, Poales, Poaceae. The transcript has a single exon. Gene Ontology annotation, molecular function: DNA binding; DNA-binding transcription factor activity.
ACCCCCAGCCACCUCCUUUCCCGCUCUUAAACCCUGUCUUAAACCUCCCAAAUCACACCAGGAUUCACUGCUUUCUCGCCCCGAUCCAGCCCAGAUAGGGAAAGCCUCUGUCCAAUUUCAGCUCCGAGCUUCGCCUCUGGUUCUUGAGGUCUCGGGUUUGGGGAAUUCCUGGUGCGGUGCCUUUGCUUGUUUGACCCGUCUCUUGGAGUGUGAGCUAGCUCACUCUCGGCGCUACUCCAGAUCUGUGGUGCUCAACCCCAGCAAAACCCUCCACCAAAUCUUCCGUGGCUGAUUUGGGGGAAUUUUUAGGGGCUGGUGUGUUUUCCCCCAAAUUCUUGGAUGCGAUUUCUGCUCAAGUCUCAGUAGUACCGGUGGGGAUGGCGACGUCUCCUGCCGACUCCAUCGCCGCCGGCCGAAGCCGCCGCUUCGAGGCUCCCAGUCCCAGCCCCCGCCCCAAGCGCGUCCGCGUCUUCUUCGUGGACGCCGACGCCACCGAGUCCGAGUCCUCGGGCGGCGAGGAGGCCGAGCCGCGCGGCCGGCGGCGCCUGCUGGAGGUCAUCAACAUCGACGUGAAGGCCGGCUCGACCUCGCCGUGGGCCCCGCCGCCGAACCCGAAGCGGAUAGUCCUGGCGCGGCGGCGCGUGGCCAAGGCCAGCGACCGGCGGCGCUUCCGCGGCGUGCGGCGGCGGCCGUGGGGCAAGUACGCGGCGGAGAUCCGCGACCCGAGCCUGCGGAAGCGGCUCUGGCUCGGCACCUUCGACACCGCCGAGGAGGCCGCCGCGGUCUACGACGACGCCGCCGUGCGCCUCAAGGGCUCCCUCGCCGUCACCAACUUCUCGUCCAGCUCCGACUCCGGCGCGGCCAGCAGGACCCGUCGUCCCAGGCAGCAGGCGAAGGCAGCCGCUCUUCCCGUGGAAACAGCAGCCGAAGCCCUCGCGUGCGCAUCUCCCUCUUCGCCGGAACCGGAGCCGCCCUCGCAGACAGACGACGGCGCUGAGUCGUUCGACCAGUUCGAUUCGUCGCCGGCGCCGGCACCGGAACCGGUGGAGCCCUCGCAGCCGGAGGACGCGGCGGAGUCGUUCAACCCGUUCGCGUCGCCGACCUCCGUCCUGCGGCGCGCCGCUGACGAGCCGCUUCCCCCGGCCUUCGACAUCCUCUACGGCGAGCUGUGCGACCUAGGCGCGGCGCCGGCUUCGAAGGCGGCGGAGUUCGACUGGCAGCUGCAGUGGUGGGAGAACGAGGACUUCGUGGCGCCGGCGGCGGGGCUGACGGCGGGGAGCGCCGUGAGCGUGCAAUGACGGCCCUGCCCCUAGGCCUGGCGUGGCGUUUCCCGCCCUCGGGGCGGGAAGUGGCGGGAGACGCAUGACAGAGCAAGUGGGAGUGGCAGCGGCAGCAGUAUUAUUAUUUUAUUCUAUUAAUUAGUUGUAGCAGUGAAGAAACAGUGUACUACUAGUAGUAGCGAUCGAGGUCGAGGUGGUGGUAAAUGGUCCGUUGCUCUGCUUGUGGUGGUGGUGGUGGGUCCCCGGCAGCAGUCAGUGGCGCCGUGGUGUUGUGCGUGAGCUGCCUUAACUCGCACGUCUCCCCCGCGUGGAAACGGAGCAGUGUAGUCGCGUCGCAGUGCUGGCUGCACACAGCGGCUCAUGUUUUUUUCUGAGGUGGAGAUUU